AUGUUAUUAUUGGAGGAUUUUAAUUUAUACUCUUGUAACAGUAAUAUAUGCAAUUAUUUUGAAUACUUUAUGUCAUUUUGUGAGUUCACUCAGUACUACUCGGUACCGAACUGUAAGGGCAGACAGCUGGACCUGGUGUUGGCUGCGCGCAGCGAUGUGCACGUGACGGGGGCUGACGAGGCGCUGCGACCCGUGGACGCGUACCAUCCGCCGCUUGCUGUGAUGCCACCCACUAUCACGGCGACUUCUAUCACAGCCGACUUCCGUCGUUGGCCUCCACGCCUUCGCCCGCGUCUGCCAUACCCGGCUCGUCACACGUACCAAUACACUCUCAGGUCUCAGUAA
Parnassius apollo (apollo) is the source of this 345-nucleotide messenger RNA. The record is from the annotation of a GenBank genome assembly. NCBI's taxonomy places the organism in Eukaryota, Metazoa, Arthropoda, Insecta, Lepidoptera, Papilionidae.